UACACCCGCGACCAGGGUGCUUCUCGACUGUUGCACCUCCGGGCGAGGUGACUGGGGCUACCCAUGUCCUCGACAGAAGAGCCGUGCGUACAGUCGGAAGACCACCCGGUCCUCCCCAGAAUGGACUCUUCCGGCUGCGAGGACAACCAGUUUUCACCCGGAGCCCGAAUUCAUUCCAAGUCGUCCGGCUAUGACGUGUUGUCGGUCCUGGGUCGCGGCGCCUACGGGAACGUGGUUAAAUGUCGGAAGACCACCGACAACAAGACGGUGGCGGUUAAGACCAUCAAGAACCACGGAACAUCAGCCAAACGGGCCAUAUAUGAGAUUCUUGCCCUGUUAAAAAUCAAAAAGAUGGAUGCUGACAAAUGCCACCUGGUGCAAUGGAACAGCAUCUUCAGCAUCACCGGACAUGUUUGCAUUGAAUUUGAGCUGUUGGACAAAAGUCUGUACGACUUUGUAAAAGAGCGAAAUUUCAGACCUCUCCAGCUGAAGGAGAUCAGGCCUGUUGUCCAUCAGCUGGCAGACAUGCUGGACCACUUGAAGGUCUCGCAGAUCAUACACGCGGACCUCAAGAUGGAGAAUGUGAUGCUGGUCAACCAAGUGCAGCAACCCUACAAGAUUAAGGUGAUCGACUUUGGCCUGGCUGCUCAGGUGUCCACCGCCAAACAGGGCUCGCUCAUUCAGACACUCCCCUAUCGGUCUCCGGAGGUCUUGUUGGGUGCACCAUUCACGGAAGCCAUAGACAUCUGGUCAGUCGGCUGCAUUGCUGCAUUUUUGUACACGGGCGCUCUGCUCUACCCUGGGAAAAGUGAAUACGACAUGGUCAGGUAUAUUGUGGAGACUCAAGGCCAGCCUCCGGAUAAUGUUCUUGAAGCUGGACUGCAGACCAGUUGCUUCUUCCAGAUGGAGCGCAAUUUCAGCUGGAAGCUCAAGACACCAGAACAGUAUCAGAAAGAGACCACCUCAAUACCCAAAGAGGCCAGACGCUUUAAAUUCCGCUCUCUUGAUCGCCUUCUUCAUUUCCAGCCGGGAAUCUUGAACACCAGGCACAUUGCCAACAAAGCGGCCAAGACAGCGGAUGUGCAGAAGUUUGUGGAGCUGCUGAAAGGAAUGCUCCAGCUCGAUGCCGCCCAGCGGAUGACUCCUCGCCAGGUGCUGGAGCACGACUUCAGCACAAUGAGCCAUCUUGAGCCGCUUCAUGACACCAGCUCUCAUGUGCAGUCGUGCUUUCACAUCAUGUCGGCGUGCUCCAAUAAGACCACGCUACAAUCGCUCGGCGGGAAGGGAUUCGACCCGUCACCACUGAAUGAGCCUCAUGAUGACGAGCCAUGCUGCUGCAGCCCCGCUUCACCAGAAGUGUACGAAAUCAUGGCCCAAGAUGAGCGAUCAGACCCAAGUUGACCGAAAGGGUAGGGGACAAACAGGAGAUGUCCACUCGAUGGAAUGGAGGGACUAUGUGCUUUUUUUUCAUCCCUCUACAUUACAAUUACAAACACACCCAAUGAACCGUGUUGGAGCUAACCUGUACGAUGUUUACACUCAACAGUCAUGUAAGAAGGUAACGGCCAACAAAUCCAAGACUCCGCUACCCGACUGAGCUCGCCCGGCACCAUUGCUUGAAAUUAACAAAAAUGCUCCCAAAUUUUGAAUUUUGGAGGAAGUGCUUGAUCUUCCUUACACACCAAACAACUUUCUGUCUGAGCAGUUAGCCUGUUAGAUGGAGAGAUCGAAUGUGCUGACACCUGUACAUAAAAACUAACAGAAGA
Molecule: messenger RNA, 1766 nt
Organism: Hippocampus comes (tiger tail seahorse)
Lineage: Eukaryota; Metazoa; Chordata; Actinopteri; Syngnathiformes; Syngnathidae
Product: homeodomain-interacting protein kinase 1-like
Exons: 8
Coding region: 64-1401 (445 amino acids)
Biological process (GO): peptidyl-threonine phosphorylation; peptidyl-serine phosphorylation
Cellular component (GO): nucleus; cytoplasm
Molecular function (GO): protein serine/threonine kinase activity; protein tyrosine kinase activity; ATP binding
Source: RefSeq, a predicted model, not a curated record